Messenger RNA from Caenorhabditis remanei, 1656 nucleotides. RefSeq lists its product as uncharacterized. Gene Ontology annotation, cellular component: membrane raft. NCBI's taxonomy places the organism in Eukaryota, Metazoa, Nematoda, Chromadorea, Rhabditida, Rhabditidae. The transcript is spliced from 9 exons. The record is from RefSeq and is a predicted model, not a curated record. The coding region runs from base 1 to 1656 and encodes 551 amino acids. Gene Ontology annotation, molecular function: hexosyltransferase activity. Gene Ontology annotation, biological process: innate immune response.
AUGGACUCGUCGGGAACCUACCGUACUGUACCAUCCACACAGUCGACAGUUUAUUCAGCACCCCAUGGAAGCAGGGGUGUCUCCAGAUCGUUUAGCUGUUUUAUUGUAACAACUUUUUGCUAUUUAGGAAAUAGAUAUGCCCUGCUCAAAGUUCUUGACAAAUCAAAAGGGAAGCUGGAUGUAGCUGUGAUGAAAGCUGGGAUUCAACAUGACAUCUCACAAGAUCCGAAUCCACUGAAAAAGUAUGAAGUUUUGCCGGUGAAAGAAGUCAGAAACCUCAAAAUCGGUGGAUUUACGGUCCAGAAUCUGAAAAACGAGCUGAAACACCUUGGACUGACUGAAAGUUUCCCUGAUAUCGAGGAGCAUGCAGAAGUGGUUUAUAAGCAUGUGAAAAGAGUGAAGAAAGCGAAGAAAUUGAGAACUUGUGACUUGAUUGAUGCAGUGGAGAGUUGUCAGAUGAUUUGUGUUCUCAAUCGACUCUCGAACUAUAAGAGAUUCGUUCUCAAUCAGAAAGGAUGCGGCAGAGUUCCGGGAUUAAAGUGUGAGCAGUGCGAGAAAGAGAAGAAGAAAAUGUCAGAUGAGAUCAGAAGCUCUGUCACGAAUCCGCCAGAGGAAAAGCUUCCGAAGGCUCUGAAAAAUCUGAAAAUCGAGAGCUCCACUAGCUGUCAGAAGGUGAAGGAGGGGAUUCAGACGAUGUCAGAUUUUCAGAAUCCUACAGACGAAAGCCCCAAUGAUAAUGAGGAUAAUAAGGAGAAUCAGAAUCCGAUUAAGGAUGAGAAGACGUCGAAGAAGAUGGUCUCAGAUAUUAUGAAUUUGUUGGCUCAGAGAUCUAAAGUAGCCACUGAAUCAUCUGAAAUUCUUAACGAUAAUUCGGAAAAAUGUGUAUCAGAGAGUCAACUGCAGACCCAAUUACAGAUGAAAUUGAAGGAAAAGAUUAUGGCGAAAACUGAGGAAAACCAACGACUUCAUGAGACAAUUCUCAAGUUGACUGCUGAAAAUGAGGCGGAUCAGAGAGUAAUUCAACAUUUACUCGAUGAAUUGGCAGCUGGAAACCAGAAGAAAGAUAUGGAAGAGGUAUCCGAUGAUACUGAGGCCUCCAGAAUCCCUCCGGUCGUCAUCUGUUAUUGCGCUUACUUCCAUAUUCGAUUCCACGAACAAUUGGAUCUAAUCGAUAAUUAUGUAGAGUUGACUUAUAAAACAAUUGCAUCUCUUUUGCAUGCCACAAGCAAAGCUCCGAAAUUCCAAUUGAUUGGAAAAAUCGAUGAGGAUUUCCCAGAUAAACUGAUCAACCUUCUCAAUGACGAUGUCAUCGAUACCAACACUUCCACUUUAUACGGAGAGAUUGUAAAAGAAGGUGGAGAAGUGAACCAUGAUAAGAGUAAAAGGUGGCACGUCACAGAAAAAGCAUACAAGUGUAAAAAGUAUCCGAAAUGUUUGUCUGGUCCGUUUUAUUUGGCAACGAGGAAAGCGGCAAUAGAAGACGUCUUCAUUACUGGCCUACUUGCAGAUGCCGUUGGCGUUGCCCGUAAAAGCCUCCCAAUGCUUCACAUGCUUCCAGAAGAUAAAACAGCUGAGGAAAAAACGGACAUACUCGUCUGGCACACUUUCAAACAUUACGAUCAGUAUAUGGAGUUUUUCAAGAAAAAUUUGAAAUGA